This is a messenger RNA of Polyodon spathula (Mississippi paddlefish), 1361 nucleotides long. It is a transcript of the gene cfap418, whose product is annotated as chromosome 3 C8orf37 homolog. Bases 28 to 645 code for a protein of 205 amino acids. NCBI's taxonomy places the organism in Eukaryota, Metazoa, Chordata, Actinopteri, Acipenseriformes, Polyodontidae. Gene Ontology annotation, cellular component: cytosol. The record is from RefSeq and is a predicted model, not a curated record. The transcript is spliced from 6 exons.
GACUCCAGGCAACCACCAGCUGUAGAUAUGGCGGAUGACCUGGAUGAGCUGCUGGACGAGGUGGAAAGCAAGUUUUGCAAAAAUAUUUCAGUGACGACAUCACAUUCCACCAGAGAGGAGGAUGGCCUGAGCAGCACAACAAGCCCGACCAAAAGGAAGACCGAAGUGAAAAAAGUGACUUCAGAAACAUACUCUGAUGAUGACAUAGAUGACCUUAUUGAAGAAUUGUUUGAUGACGACGACAGUCUUUGUGUACAGCCAGUUAAAACUAAAGCAACAAGUCAUUCUGCCAGCAGCUCAUCAUGUCAUGUAGCAAGCAGAAAGUGCUGUCCUGUAUAUCUUGGUGGCAGUUUUACAUCAUGUGGUGUAGGAACGAGCAUUUCGCAAAGGACAUGCAACCAGUUAAGAUGCACUGCCUGUGAUUUCCGUGUAGCAACAUUUGAUGAUUAUGAAUGGGACCAGUCAAGUGAUUAUUUAUUUUUUAGAAACAACAUGCCUGACUCUAACAAGCUAAAAGCAAAACUGGUCAGAAGAAGGGGGACACGAGCCUAUGCUUGUCAGUGCAGCUGGAGAUCAAUACAGAACAUGGUAGACCUCAAAACUGACAAAGAGCUUAAGUGGGUUUGUGGUAAACACACAGCAUGAAAGCCAUUGUUUAAUGUUUUAUAAUUAUAUGUAUAUGCAAUGAAGUGCACUACUUUGGUGAUACUUUGCAUCUCAAAGAUACAUGUCUGAAUUUAACAGUUGUAUUAGGAACACUUUCUAGUAGUAUAUGUUUUUGUCAAAAUUCUGUAGAUACUACAAUUUGCAUUAUGUUUCUUGCUGAGAAAAAUGGGAAUAUUGUGUGGUAAUAAGAGCUAAAUGGCUAGUUUCUUGACCCUGAUGCUUGUAAGUUUUAUGUUUCUUUUAAUAUGUUUUUCAAGGACUAAUAUUUGAAAAUUUAAGCAAAAAUAAUACCCAUAUAUUCCCAGUAAAUACCAUAGUAUCAAAUGUAUAACAAACAAUACAUUGUAGUUUUAAAAUGCUGUAUACUUAAGUAAAAAAAAAAAAAAAAAAAAAAAAAGGUGAUUUCUGUUGAUUUACACUGUACAUUACAUGUAAGAUCUUUGAAUUUAUUUGUUAAAUUGAAUUGUACUAAAUGUAAAAAUAUUCCCUUAAAUCACAAGGCUACCAUUUGGUCUUGUAUAUCUAUAUACAGUGGCCCCCUCCUCCACCAAACCACUAUCCCUUUAAUCCACUAUAUUUAUAGUUGGUCAAUAAUGUUAAUAUAUUUAUACACACUUUUUGACUCAUAAUCAUGAACCCGGUGUAGACUUAAAUGUCCAUAAGAUACCAUUAUUGAAAUAAAUAUUUUCUAAACA